UCCAGGAAGGAAAGUAAUUUCUCUUACAAAUCAAAUCGUACUUUCACUGUACGUGUAUUAUGAUCAUAUAGCUAUUGGACUAUUUUGCAGCAGUCCCAGAAAAACGGAGCUUAACUUUACAAAAGAUGCUUGCUUACAUUAUAAUUGUAUUAUUCCAUUGCAUAGUAAGCAGGACACACUAGCACUGCAUUUUCAUUCAAUCACAAGUUACUUUACAUAGAUUUUCAGUAAGAAUUCUUGAAUUCUUCUUUUAUCUUAUUUCAGGAUUAUUGAAUGUAAUACAUUUUAACUGUAUUUUUUGUGUCUGUUUGCAGGUUUGGAAUGCAAUGUAAGCUGUGUGGCUUUGAGAGUCCCAGUCUUGACAGUCUUCUCAAGCACUACCUGUUCUGCCACUAUCAAGGACGCACUAGUCCGUUGCCCUGUCUCCAUCCUCAGUGCGUUUGCACUUUCAGAACUCCAGGGUUUCCACCGGAUCUAUUACAUGACCUCUUGGAGGGAGUUGUACCCUAUGAGUUGGCUGUUUGCUUGAAGGAACUCAUUACAAAGAGAGUAUGUUGUUUCGCGUGUUGCUGGGUCCUGAUAAUGCCAGAAGAAUCAAUGUCACUGAAGCCCUCAACUCGGUCAGUCACUUGAAAAAUAUUCUGCAAGAUAGUCUACAGAUUGUGCAAGACUUUGAGAUUCAGUUUGAGGAUCCAGACUUUGGCAACCAGCUGUGUAAUUUGACUGACAUAUCCGAACUUCCACCAGAUAGAGCUAUAUUGAAAAUAAUCACCAAAGUAUCUGAAGAGUCAGAUAAUGCUUCUAUAUCAUCCCUUGACACUGCUAGUAUAGCUUCCUCUUCCAGUUCGGCAGCUUCUGCGUCAUCUAGCUCAAAUGUUAGUCCCAUUAGCAUACCUCUUAGACAGCGUGAAAAUUCAGAUCAGUGGCCUUCUCCUUUCCCAAUACCUACAUUUUCAUAUGAUGUGGAAUUGAGACUAGCCAAAGGGAAUGAGAUGUUCAGAGAACAUGGAACACUGCUUGAUGUUCCCAAAGAUAUGAAAAUGGACAUUUUGAAUGCUCUAUGUCGUUCCAUGUUUUCUUAUAAAACAUACCAAACAAGGAAAGAGUUAGAAGUCGUGGCUGCUGGGUUAGUCAACAAGCAUCCCUGUCUGAAAGAUCCAAGCAUGGGAACAUGCUAUGAUUCUUGGACCACAAGGUUGUACUACAAAGUAGGAAAUUACCGCCAUAAACUCGGAGCAGCAGGUUGCAGUGAAGUCCGUGUUAACCAGAAAAGAACUGGAGAUGAUUCCAGGAAUCGCUUGAAGAAGGCCAGACGAUGUGAAGUGAACUUCCUUCCUGACAUUCCAACUGGGCAAACUGAUGUAACUCUUCAAAAUGAAAAAGCUGCUUUGCAGGAAGAAAUGACAAAGAAAUAUCCCAACCAUGCAGUUGUUCAUUCCAAAAUGGAACAGACAUUUGCCUUACGAAGGAAAGAGAUUGUUGAUGAAGAGCCUCCAGUAGCUGAGAUUAUGAGACAGUGGCCGGCAUUAUUUUUGGAAGAGCAAGUUCACAUGGAGUUUUUCAGAAUCACUGGAGUCAAUCUCAAGGAGACGUUCUUCUCUUCACUCGACGAAUAUACACCAAAGAUCAUCCAACUGUACAGAUCACGUAGUGGAGCCUUUGGAGAGGACUUAAAGACUCUACUGAACAAAAUGGAUGCCCAGAUAACCAAUGUCAUGUUGCAGAGGAAAACAGCAGCUUUGCGUGGCCUACCAUUGUUUAUGCGGGAGAGCACAGAUUCCUUCUUCAAAUCUUGCUUGGAUACAGAUGUGGAUGUGGAUGGCGAUGGCGUCAACACUCGUGGAGUCCAGAUUGGGAUUUUAACUGUUACUGAGGACGACACUGCUACCACUGACACAGAUGCCAAUGUAAGGUGUUUUGCUUUGAUUAUUGAGGAGCAGAUUGUUCUUGAUGACCUCCCUGACCUUCCAACUGCUAUGGCCAUCCUUUUUGGAUUGAUUUAUGCUUUGAAUAUGAAGUAUCCAAAGGAACUGAAAUACAUGUUCGAAACCAUUCAAAAAGUUUUCCUGCGCCUUGAUACCAAACUUUCUGCAAGGGUGCAAUCGUUCAGAAACAAAAUGCUGAGGUGCUGAGAUGAUGGACUGUGCAAAUAAGAGACAUUUUACUCCUUUUCUCUCAGCAAUUUUUUGUCAAGGCUUGAGUGUAGUGGGAGCGUAUGCAGACUCAGUAAGGGCAGUGUUGGUUCUUUUAGGUCAUAACGUUCAAAUGUAAAGGUUCAGUGUAAACACAUGCUGACAGAACAUGGGAUCUUGCUUGUUCUCCUAGUAGUUAUUAACACCCCCAAAGACUCUGACAGUGAACAUUUUUGAUGCACCACCAUGGACAUUCAAAGGCUUCUGAAUAAAGCCCAAUUACACAGAGUAUGGAUGGAGCAAGAGUCAGGCUCCUUCACACACAUUUAACAGACCAAAGGGGACUGUGACUGCCAUACCUUGGCAUUGUCCUAAUGCCAUCACCAUAGCACAUGGUGUGCUCAGAGAAAGGGAAAGUGUUUGAUAUGUACUUGACUAAUUUAUGCAGUGUACCUGGCUCUUAGCCUAUGCAAACAUUUUUAUACUGCAAAGGGUGGUAAUGUAUAGUCCUUCUUGAUCAGGCUAUUCAAAAGGUGAUCCUCAGGAAGGAAAUAAUGGAUGUUGCUGUUUACAUUACUGUGCAGCACUAGUUAUGGUAGAGGUAACGUUAUUUAGGUAUAUUUUUACUUUUUUUAUAGGGUCCUUUGUAAUGCUUGUGUGUGCACAGUCAAAAUGGCAGCUUUAUGUUCAAGUCGGUUUUCAAUUGUAAAGGUUCUGUAAGGAAGUCAAGCUUGAUAGUUUACCAGGUAAACUUGCUCUGCAUUUUCAUUAUGCAUUUUUAUUUGAGCCUGCCUGACUCUCUCUUUAUUUUCUAUUUUCAACUGCUUCAGUGUAAUGAAGCAUAUAUGCAAUCUUGAAGUACUUUAUUUUUCACCACAAUGUUAAGACCAUAAGACCUUAUAUGGCUUGUUUGAUAUAUUGGUAGCCUAAUGAUUAGGGCAUACAUUGUUAUAGACUCGCACUGCCUUAGUAAGAUACAUAUUUGUGUGUGUUGGCAGAUUUUUUAUAUAGAUCAGUUUAUUUGACUGGCUCUUAGAAUUUAAGAUUAUUUUAAUUACUGUUGGCACAGAAGACAGUGUUCUAAAAGAAGUUUCAAAUAAAAAGUA
Sardina pilchardus (European sardine) is the source of this 3238-nucleotide messenger RNA. RefSeq lists its product as uncharacterized. The record is from RefSeq and is a predicted model, not a curated record. NCBI's taxonomy places the organism in Eukaryota, Metazoa, Chordata, Actinopteri, Clupeiformes, Clupeidae. The transcript has 6 exons. The coding region runs from base 552 to 2132 and encodes 526 amino acids.